CUAGCCCAUUUUAGAAAAGUGGUAUGGCAAAAAGUCCAUGGCGCAUUCUCAACGAAAAUCCCGCGCAGUUAAACUCGAUCCAAAAUUCCGACAAAGCAUCAGCCGGCACUCUCCAUCCGCCGCUUCAUGGUCGCCCACGGCACGCCUAUUGGCAGAACUUUUUCCUGUCUGCAUAAGGCACAACCUGUCAAAAUCCCAUCCGCCGGCUUGUUUGCAUCUACGCCCAACCACAUGCUUUUUCCUUGCUGCUACCAAAACGCCCAUGGCGAUUUCUGAAAGUGCCUCCGUCAAGAGGAGCACUAAUCGAAUUGUACUCAUUGAUAAUUACGACAGCUUCACUUAUAAUCUAUGUCAAUAUAUGGGAGAGGUGGGUUGUGAACUCGAGGUGUACCAAAAUGACAAGCUCACUGUUGAUGAGCUAAAACGGAAAAACCCAAGGGGUACACCUCAAGAUUCUAGAAUAUCCCUACAGACAGUUCAGGAACUUGGACCUACAGCUCCAUUAUUUGGUGUAUGCAUUGGGGAAGCUUAUGGAGGAGAUGCUUAAGGUGUGAAAAAUGCGAAACAAAGACAGAUAAUGCAAGUGAAGCCUGUCAUUUUGUAGUAAAGUGGUCUGGGGAAUGAUAUUUGACAGAUCUGUCAUUUGGAAACAUGAUUAUUUUAUAUCUACAAGGAAAAUCGUGAGAUUUCAAUAUGGAGUUGUGCAUGGAAAAAGUUCUCUUGUAUAUUACAAUGAAGGUGGGGUAGAUGGCUUGUUCGCGGGAUUAUCAAAGUAAGUUCUUCUUUGUUUGCAAAAAUCUAUUGAAUUAUUGAAAAAAGGCAAUUGGUUAUCUCCACAAGUGCAUUUUGGCAUAAUUGUUUAAGCAUUGAUAUUAUGUGUCCACGGUCUAGGUUGAAGGUGUUGUAAAUGAAUUGGUUUUACUUGACAAAUAAAUAUAUGGAUAUUAUCGAUAUCAGUUUCCUCUUUGGAGUUUCCCUUUAUAUUCCUUUUUCUAUUUAUUUGUGUGGCAUUUGAUUUAUAACACAGUAGUUAUCAGAAUAAUUUGAAUAAAACCCAACAGUGUAAUUGGAUAAUUAGCCUAUGUUCGGUGGCAUACAAGCUCAUUACCGAGGUCUUUCAUUCUUAAACACUCCUCCCUAUGAGAACUAGGAAUCUAGCUCCCAACGAUGUUCCCG
Messenger RNA from Striga asiatica, 1176 nucleotides. Lineage: Eukaryota; Viridiplantae; Streptophyta; Magnoliopsida; Lamiales; Orobanchaceae. The record is from the annotation of a GenBank genome assembly.